AUGGUUCGAAGGGACACGAUAGAGUCCUACAUCGGCGACGAUUGGGAUGAGGAUGGCGACGACCAUUCUUCCUUGUCCUUAUUCCACGCCGGAUACAGCAGCUACGACAGUGGCUGGGCUCGCGAAUAUGAGCCAACCAUCGUCCCAGUACCAGCACGAAAACCGUUACCUAAACCAAAGGUUCCAAGCAGAGCGCCGACACUGCUCGUCCCUAACAACGGCGAAGCUCCACAAGACUCCAACCUUGUGACUUGGGACAAGGAUGAUCCAGCAAAUCCGCAUAAUUGGCCUUCACACCGCCGCUGGACAUCGACUGUGCUCAUUGCAAUGUUUGCCUUCAUUGCGCCGAUGGCCUCGACCAUGGUGGCACCGGCGCUGGACACUAUCGCAGAUGACUAUGGGAUCGAAAGUCAAAUCGAGAAGUUCCUGGUGAUGUCCAUCUUUCUGCUAGCUUUUGCGGUUGGCCCUUUCUUAUGGGGUCCAUUAUCCGAAGUGUUUGGCCGAAUUAGGGUUAUGCAAGGCGCCAACCUGAUCUUCCUGAUCUUCAAUACCGCAUGUGGCUUUGCAAAAACCAAGCAGCAAAUGAUGGCCUUUCGAUUUCUCAGUGGGAUAGGAGGAAGUGCACCUCAAGCCAUUGGCGGCGGUAUACUGUCAGACUGCUUCCGAGCCGGAGAGCGUGGCCUUGCGACUGCCAUAUACAGCCUCAUGCCCUUUCUUUCCCCAGCUACGGCACCGAUAAUGGGCGGAUAUCUGACGCAGAAUGCCAGCUGGCGAUGGGUCUUCUGGAUAACCAGUAUCUUUGAUCUCGCAGUGCAGCUGGCUUGCUUUCUGUUGUUACGCGAAACGCACCAUCCGACGAUCCUCAAAAAUAAAGCGAAAGCGUUUAGGCGGGCAACUGGGAAUCCGAAUCUCCACACCAAAUGGCAAGGUCCAGAUCACUCGAUGAGGGAAGAUCUUGAUGAAGGCGCUCCCAUGGCCCUUUUCCGUGGUUAUCAGUACGGUCUCAUGUACCUGGUGUUUGCGACAUUUCCAAUGGUGUUCGAGGAAGCAUAUGACAUGGACGUUGGCCCAGCAAGCUUGAAUUACCUGUCUCUUGGCGUCGGCUUCAUUGUAGGACUCCAGAUAUCCGGUCUGAUGCAGGACAAGGUGUAUACCUACUGCAAAGAGCACGAAGUUGAUCCGUCUUCGCUACGCAACACGUUCCAGGCCUGGAAAGCGUAUCGACACGGCGCAGCCAAGACCGACAAAGGUAGCCUCUUGCCCAUGUCGAACAGCACGCCUCCACCACCCUUUGUAGUGGCUAGAAAGCCUCUGCCAGGACGGAGCCCGACCAUCAAGAGCAUCAAACGUCGUGGUACUGGGAAGUCCAUGAAAGAUCCCACGAAAGGCCUCCCAGAAUACCGGUUGCCACUGGUACUACCGUUUUCGUUGCUGAUACCUAUUGGCAUCUUCAUAUACGGAUGGACCGCACAUUACAAGGUCCACUGGGUAGCUCCUAAUAUCGGAGCUGCAAUCUUGGCCAUGGGUCUGAUUGUGUGCUUCAACUGUGCCCAAGGGUAUGUGGUAGACACUUAUACAACGUAUGCUGCAAGUGCGACAGGAGCAGCAGCAUUUGUGAGGACCAUGUGUGGUUUUUCCUUUCCCUUGUUCGCACCUGCGAUGUACGACCACUUUGGUAUCGGCUGGGGCAAUUCGUUGCUCGGCUUCAUUGCGUUAAGUCUGGGUAUGGUGGCGCCUGUCCUGUUAUGGAGGUACGGGAUGUGGUUGAGGAGCAACAGCACUUACUGCACUGAUUAA
Messenger RNA from Fulvia fulva, 1797 nucleotides. Its product is annotated as Efflux pump vrtL. NCBI's taxonomy places the organism in Eukaryota, Fungi, Ascomycota, Dothideomycetes, Mycosphaerellales, Mycosphaerellaceae. Gene Ontology annotation, biological process: transmembrane transport. Gene Ontology annotation, molecular function: transmembrane transporter activity. The record is from RefSeq and is a predicted model, not a curated record. The transcript is spliced from 5 exons. The coding region runs from base 1 to 1797 and encodes 598 amino acids.